Molecule: messenger RNA, 2334 nt
Organism: Phyllostomus discolor (pale spear-nosed bat)
Lineage: Eukaryota; Metazoa; Chordata; Mammalia; Chiroptera; Phyllostomidae
Gene: CCNB1IP1
Product: cyclin B1 interacting protein 1
Exons: 3
Coding region: 793-1623 (276 amino acids)
Biological process (GO): reciprocal meiotic recombination
Cellular component (GO): synaptonemal complex
Molecular function (GO): ubiquitin protein ligase activity
Source: RefSeq, a predicted model, not a curated record
UAGUAAAAUUCCAAUGAGAGUAGACCGUAUAAUUGAAAAGUAACUUUAUCAAGAGUGUAUUUAGUUUUACAAAUGCUUUAAAUAGAAGCAUAGUGUUGAAUAGUAUUUGUAUUAACAGGUGAAUUGUUGGUCUCAUGAUUUUUAAAAAUCUGCUUUUAUACAGAUGGUCCAUAAUGGUCAGUUAUUUGGAUGAAUUAGGUUAGUUCCUAUUUACUUCUAUCAGGUUGCUACCACUCUGUAGGUAAAGAAUCUGAGAAAUCAGCAUAUAUGAAAAACCUUAAAAUAGUUUGUACAGAAGAAUGGCUGAAAUCAGUUCCUGGAUUUUUAUAUCUUCCAAGUGUGAGAAAUAAUACUAAAAUAUUCUAGCAAACUAUGAAUGGAGAAUAAAUUUGGAUUUUUGUUUAUAUAUUGAGAAUGAUAAAAAGCAUUAAUUUAAGUUUUUAUUAGUUCUUUAUAAACUUUCCUAAACCUUUUUUCCCCAUGUACAUAUUAUUUUUGAUUUUACUAAGAUUUGGAGUCACCUAUGUCUUUGACUGUUUCAUUAAAAUUUUAGUCAAGACCUUUAUAGUGGUUUGCAAAAAGGAACACUAUUAAUAUGGUUGAGUGACUAAAAUCAAUAUAUUAAUAAUAUGUUAAUUAUAAUGCCAAAAACAUAAGUAUACAUUAUUAUCACAAAAUUAGAACUUUUUUGGUUGUUUAUGUAUUUAAUUUUUACUGCAAUUUGAUUUAUUUGAUGUUUUCAUUUACCCCUCAUUAGGACUCAUUUUGGAAUCUAGGACCUCAAUAUCUGUUAUGUCUUUGUGUGAAGACAUGCUGCUUUGUAAUUAUCGAAAAUGUCGCAUCAAACUCUCUGGUUAUGCAUGGGUCACUGCCUGCUCUCACAUUUUCUGUGAUCAGCAUGGCAGUGGCGAGUUUAGUCGUUCACCAGCUAUCUGCCCUGCCUGCAACAGCACCCUUUCUGGAAAGCUAGAUAUUGUCCGCACGGAACUCAGUCCAUCAGAGGAAUAUAAAGCCAUGGUGCUGGCUGGUCUUCGACCUGAGAUUGUAUUGGACAUUAGCUCCCGAGCACUGGCCUUCUGGACAUACCAGGUACAUCAGGAGCGUCUCUAUCAAGAAUACAAAUUCAGCAAGGCUGAGGGCCAUCUGAAGCAGAUCGAGAAGAUAUAUACUCAGCAAAUACAAAGCAAGGAUGUAGAAUUGACCUCUAUGAAAGGGGAAGUCACCUCCAUGAAGAAAGUGCUAGAAGAAUAUAAGAAAAAGUUCAGUGACAUCUCUGAGAAACUUAUGGAGCGAAAUCGUCAGUAUCAAAAACUCCAAGGCCUCUAUGAUAGCCUUAGGCUACGAAACAUCACUAUUGCUAACCAGGAAGGUACCCUUGAGCCAUCCAUGAUUUCACAAUCUGGUAUUUUUGGCUUCCCAUUAGGGAACAAAUCCAAGUUUCCUUUGGACAGUACACCAGUUCAAAAUCGUGGUGGUGGAGAUGGAGAUUUUCAGUUCAGACCAUUUUUUGUGGGUUCUCCCACAGCACCUGAACCCAGCAACAACUUUUUUAGUUUUGCAUCCCCAAGUCGUGAAUUAGAGCAACAAGCCUCUAGCAGGGCCUUUAAAGUAAAAAGAAUUUAAUUAACUUUACAGAUUGUUUCCCUAUUUAGUUUCAGUGACUUCAUUUAGUAAAUAAUCUUUAUUUUAGAUAGGAGUCACCAACUUCUCUGUGUGUUAUUAAGUCUUUAAAGUUGUCUUCACAUUUUUAAGAAACUCAAUGGCACUGAGGAUGGCUUUAGAAUCUGAUUUCUUCUUCGGUUUCCGUUAUUUAAGAGCAUGAGCAUUUUAUUAAACUCAAUUUCAUUGUGAGCUUUUGCGUUUUUACUAGUAGUGGAAAGAUUACAAUAUUAUUGGGUGUUUUGUAGAUCACAAUAUGUUUCUGUCUGAGCUAUUUCUGACUGGACUAUAUGUUUAUGCAUAUGCAUGAAAGCACCUAUAUUAUAUACUAUAUGUCACUUUGGGUUUUGGCAUUUAUGCCUAUAUACAUAUUCACUUAUGUUGAUAUUUUGCUAUAUUUGCUAGUAAAUUUAUGUGAAGAUUUUGGCCUCAGGAAAUAGUAAGGUGUGUCUGCAGUUUGUCAUUUGUGUUUAUACAUUCAUUUCUAUAUGGUUAUGUAUUUGCCUUUGUAUUAACUUGUAUGGAGUGUUUGUGCUUAUGUCAGUGAAUGAGAGUACAAUUUGAUGUACAUAUGAUCAGUCCUUAUUUCUACUUAAAAAUAGUUUACAUUGAUAAAGUUAUUUUGUGAAGUUGAUUUUUGACUGUUUAUUUAAAAAUAAAAUUGCUCUUUCUUUA